Pogona vitticeps (central bearded dragon) is the source of this 2885-nucleotide messenger RNA. Lineage: Eukaryota; Metazoa; Chordata; Lepidosauria; Squamata; Agamidae. The record is from RefSeq and is a predicted model, not a curated record.
CGCUUGGCGCCGCUGUGAGGAGAAAGGCGGCCCGGCGGGGAUGUGGCUGAGGCGCUGAGCGCGACGCCAUCUCCACCGCCAUGGCCGAGCCGCCCGGGACGGCCGGGUCCCCGCCGCCGCCGCCACCACAGCCGCCUUCAUCCUCCUCUUCCUCGUCGUCGUCGUCGUCGUCCGUGGUGGUGGCCGCCGCCGCGGCCUCUGCCUCUUUGGACCCGGACUUCCCGCCUCAGAGCCGGCCGCGCUCCUGCACUUGGCCUUUGCCCCGGCCGGAGGCGGGGGUGCCCGAGCCGGACCAGUCUUACGCCGACCUGAUCAGCCAGGCCAUCGAGAGCGCCCCGGAGAAGCGGCUGACGCUGGCGCAGAUCUACGAGUGGAUGGUUCGCUCCGUGCCUUACUUCCGCGACAAGGGCGACAGCAACAGCUCCGCCGGCUGGAAGAACUCCAUCCGCCACAACCUCUCUCUGCAUAGCAAGUUCAUGAAAGUGCACAAUGAAGCGACUGGGAAGAGUUCUUGGUGGAUGCUCAACCCCGAAGGGGGCAAGAGUGGGAAGGCUCCACGCAGGAGAGCAGCCUCCAUGGACAACAGCAGCAAGCUGGCCAAAGUCAGAGGGAAGGCCUCCAAGAAGAAAGCAGCCAUGCAGGUGGCUCCAGAGCCUACCGCCGACAGCCCAGGCUCCCAGUACCCCAAGUGGCCUGGCAGCCCUUCUUCCAGAAGCAACGAGGACUCCGAGGUGUGGACCAGCAUCCGGCCUCGGACCAGCUCCAACGCCAGCAACCUCAGCGUGAGGCUUUCUCCGAUCCUGACUGAGCAGGACGACCUCCCUGACGAGGAGCUCCUCGUCUACUCUGGCGCGUCCAACAACGUUCCGCCCACGGUGACAGAGGAGCUGGAACUGAUUGACAGUCUGAACCUGAUGUCGCCCAGUUCAUCCUUGCUGCCAGCUCCGCAGCAGCCAUCCAGCGGCCUGACCCAAAGGAACGCCAGCUUCCCUUUGCAGGCCCAGAGCUCAACAGCCCAGGCCUCGUCCUUCAACAGCUCCCUUUUCAGCCCUGUUGAGAUCUCCCUCCACAAUUCUGCAGGCCAUUUUUCCGGCCCACAGACGCUGGAAGCCCUCCUGACGUCCAACUCUCCACCACCCAGCGAUGUGAUGAUGACACAAGUGGACCCAAUUCUCCCACAAAGUGGAGGCAGGUUGAACAGCCAGACUUUCCUGCUCCUGGGGGAACAGCCUUCCAAAUCCAAGGUGAGCCCAAUCAACCACCUCAGAAAGCCUUUAGAGCAGCAGCAGCAGCAGCGGCAGCAGCAGCAUGUAAAUAGCGUCGGUGCCAGCCCAUUGCCAUCUGCAUUUUCCAUGGUGGCAUCUCCUCAGAAUGCCAUGGGCAUGUCUGGCUUGAAGACAUCAUCAUCAGCGCAGUCUCCACAGGUGGUUCAGUUGGGCGCCCAGACAUCUUUGUCUGGUGUCGCUUUUGCCCCCUUUGGAGGGAGCCAGGAUAGGCUGCCCAAUGACCUGGACGUUGACAUGUACAUGGAAAACCUUGAAUGUGAUGUGGAUUACAUAAUCAACACCGACCUCAUGGAUGGAGAAGGACUGGACUUCAAUUUUGAACCCAUUCCAUCUGCUCCCAGCUACCCCAGCACCUCACAGGCCUCCAACCACACCUGGGUACCCAGUUAACUUUAAUAUGGACAAAGUGCCCUUCUGGUUCUGGAGCUUUUGCAUCCCAGAAGAGUCUAGAAGGCAAGGAGCACCUGGCACCUCUGUCUUAUUGCCCUGCAAGCCAGCUGGAGCAAGGGGCAGACCGCUGCAGGAGAAGAGUGAUUCUGUUCAGUGCCACGUCUUUUCCUGAGUCUACCGUAAACCCAGCAAGCUCCACCUUGGCUCUCCCCACAGGAACCUGCAGAGCCCCAGGAAGUGCUUUACCCAUGGCCAAAGAUCUUCUCUCCCUGCAGAAGCCUUCUCCAAAUUGAUGAGGUUCAGAAUCAGCCGUGGUAGGGUGGGAGCUGCCAAGAGGUGGUGCAUACUUUUUGCUGACAGCACCUCCCCAGUUGAUUUCUGCCUAAGCUCUCCAUGGAUGCGGCAUAUUAAGUCUUGAUGGGCGGCUGGGUGGGACCCUGGGCGGCUGCAAAUCAUGUGCUUGCCUGAACGAGGAAGUCCCUUUUGCUGUGUACUUUGCUUGGCUCCUUUCCAGAGGGGAGCAAGCGGGGGAGGCAGAAAGAAGGCAAGCCCGUCUGCAAGAGUUGGCGAGAUCAUUGCAUUCAUGCUUUGCCGUACUUGCCGGUGGGCCCUUCGGGAAGUGGAGGCCUGGUCUGGCAAAGCCUACACACACACACCCCACCACCACCACCUCGGUGCUAGGAUUACCCUGAAACUGUGACUGCCCUGAAGCAGGUGCUAAAAGCUGUUGCUAAGAAACCAAAACUACUUUUCUCCCUGGGUUCUUUUCUGGGCUGUCGAGCUGCAGCAGAGAAAUGGAAAACCCAGAUCCCGCCUUAACCAGAGCCCGAUUGGUAUUCAUAUUUUUUUUCUUCUUUUCCUAAUCAGAAGGGCAUUUUCUACAAAUGAACUAUUUUGGAAGCUUUUUUUAAAAAAAACAAACAAAAACACGAACUAAUCUGGACAGGGGACAAGGCUGUGGUAACCUUGAAGCCAUGAUACGGUGUCUCCAGAUCGAGUGCCUUUCCCUCCCUCGGACCACCGGGGCAGCAGCUGUGUUUCUCUAGCCUGCAUGAAGGACAGCACGGACAACUUCUUGGGUUCAUCAGCUGGCCAGGGCGGUGGGGGUGGGAAGAAGGGCAGCAGGCCGGCCUUGUUCCUUGGAACUGGGGCAGUUGAGGGAGUCGUACAUUAUAGAUAACUACCUGUAAAGCUAGCAGCAGAUUAACU